AUAAAAUUUUUGAUGAUGAAGACUCCGUGGAUGGGAACAGACCUUCCUCAGCUAGCUCCUCUACGUCUUCAAAAGCCCCUUCAAACUCACGCAGAGUUGGGAUGGGGACUACCCGCAGACUUGGGUCUGCACCUCUGGGCUCCAAGUCUUCAACAGCCAAAGAGGGAGCAGGUGCUGUGGAUGAGGAAGACUUCAUUAAGGCGUUUGAAGAUGUCCCAACGGUUCAGAUUUAUUCCAGCCGGGAUCUUGAGGAGUCCAUAAACAAAAUAAGAGAGAUACUAUCAGAUGAUAAGCAUGACUGGGAACAGAGAGUUUCUGCGUUGAAAAAGAUCCGCUCCUUACUUUUGGCUGGGGCUGCAGAAUAUGAUAACUUCUUCCAACACUUAAGACUUUUGGAUGGAGCGUUUAAAUUAUCUGCUAAAGACCUGCGAUCUCAAGUAGUACGAGAGGCUUGUAUCACGUUGGGACAUUUGUCAUCAGUUCUGGGAAACAAGUUUGACCAUGGGGCAGAAGCCAUCAUGCCAACAAUUUUUAAUCUAAUUCCGAAUAGUGCCAAAGUCAUGGCCACUUCUGGUGUUGUAGCAGUUAGAUUAAUCAUUCGACAUACGCACAUCCCACGAUUGAUACCCAUCAUAACCAGUAAUUGUACCUCCAAGUCUGUUGCAGUUAGAAGGCGCUGUUUUGAAUUUUUAGACUUGCUGUUGCAGGAGUGGCAAACACACUCCCUAGAAAGACACAUAUCAGUGUUAGCUGAAACAAUAAAGAAGGGAAUUCAUGAUGCAGACUCUGAAGCCAGGAUAGAGGCAAGAAAGUGUUACUGGGGUUUCCACAGUCACUUCAGCCGAGAGGCAGAGCAUUUGUACCACACCUUGGAGUCUUCCUACCAGAAGGCCCUGCAGUCACAUUUGAAGAACUCUGACAGCAUCGUGUCCUUGCCACAGUCAGAUCGCUCCUCCUCUAGCUCCCAGGAGAGUCUCAACCGUCCAUUGUCUGCCAAAAGAAGUCCUACUGGAAGCACUACAUCUAGAGCAUCUACAGUAAGUACAAAAUCUGUGUCAACACCAGGAUCUCUGCAGCGAUCCCGCAGUGACGUCGAUGUGAAUGCAGCAGCUAGUGCCAAGUCAAAAGUGACGUCUUCUGGAGCAUCCACCCCCUUCAGUUCUGCUGCAGCCUUGCCCCCAGGCUCAUACGCAUCACUAG
Apaloderma vittatum (bar-tailed trogon) is the source of this 1200-nucleotide messenger RNA. RefSeq names its product CLIP-associating protein 1-like. The record is from RefSeq and is a predicted model, not a curated record. Gene Ontology annotation, biological process: mitotic spindle assembly. The annotation marks the transcript as partial. Gene Ontology annotation, cellular component: microtubule organizing center; mitotic spindle; cytoplasmic microtubule. NCBI's taxonomy places the organism in Eukaryota, Metazoa, Chordata, Aves, Trogoniformes, Trogonidae. The transcript has 11 exons. Gene Ontology annotation, molecular function: microtubule binding; kinetochore binding.